CAUGACGUAAUUCCGUACAUGUGACGGACUGACAUGGAAGCCCCCACGAGCAUAGCUAAAGUGUAAAGAACCGAGUGUACGCGUUGACCGGACCCAGGUUAUUGUAGUGUUGUGUCCGAGGUCUUUAGUUAUGAGGUCUUUGCUCCAGCUGGGGCACUCGUUUGCCCGCCUUCAUGUCCGUUUAUGUCACCAAAGUGUUUACAGCAGCCAUGCUAUCCAACGAAGACUGCGAGUGGACCUUGGGGACAAGAAACUUGAGAUCUCUUCAGGGAGGUUUGCUAAAUUUGCUGAUGGAUCUGCUAUAGUACAGCUGGGAGAGACCUCUGUGAUGGUGACUGCUGUGAGCAAAACCAAACCUUCUCCGUCUCAGUUCAUGCCUCUUGUGGUGGACUACAGACAGAAAGCAGCUGCUGCAGGUCGAAUCCCCACUAACCAUUUGAGGCGAGAGCUUGGCACCACUGACAAUGAGAUCCUCACCAGCAGACUCAUAGACAGAUCAAUUAGGCCACUGUUCCCUGCUGGUUACUUUUAUGAUACUCAGAUCCUUUGUAACCUGUUGGCAGUUGAUGGUGUCAAUGAUCCAGAUGUGCUGGCUAUUAAUGCAGCUUCCACUGCUCUGUCCCUGUCUGACAUCCCAUGGAAUGGACCCAUAGGUGCUGUGCGUGUGGGCAUGAUAGGUGGAGAGAUGCUGAUCAACCCCACUAGGGCACAGAUGGCCUCCAGUAGUCUUAACCUGAUUGUGGCUGGAGCCCCCUCCAGUCAAGUGGUGAUGAUUGAGGCGUCAGCUGAUAAUGUGCUGCAGCAGGACUUUUGCCAUGCAGUGAAGGUGGGAGUCAAAUACACCCAGCACAUCAUACUGGGCAUCCAGCAGCUGGCACGAGAGCAGAAGAUCACCAAGCGCAUCCCGAUCAAGGUCUUCUCCACUCCGGCUGAUAUGGUGCAACAUGUUCAGCACUUAGCUUCUGAGAAGAUCUAUGCUGUUUUCACUGAUUACACCCAUGAUAAGAUUUCAAGAGAUGAAGCUAUCAACAAAGUUCGACUAGAAGCUGAAGAGGGCCUAAGAGAAAGAUUCCCACAGGCUGAGCCCUUCGAAAUCAUUGAUUCCUUCAACACUGUGAGCAAAGAUGUCUUCCGCAAUUUAGUGCUUAAUGAAUAUAGGAGAUGUGACGGGAGGAAUUUGACUGCUUUAAGGGACAUCUCUUGCGAUGUUGACCUCUUUAAACCACUGCAUGGCUCAGCUCUGUUCCAGAGAGGACAAACACAGGUGCUGAGCAGUGUCACGUUUGAUUCCCUGGAAUCCAGUAUCAAAGCAGACAUUAUCACCACAGCUUUGAGCGGCAUCAAAGACAAAAACUUCAUGCUUCACUAUGAAUUCCCUCCAUAUGCAACCAAUGAGAUUGGAAAGAUGGGAGGCACCAACCGGAGAGAGCUUGGACAUGGGGCCUUGGCUGAGAAAGCUCUGAGACCAGUCAUUCCUACAAACUUCCCUUUCACUAUCAGGGUCACUUCUGAGGUGCUGGAGUCAAACGGAUCCUCCUCAAUGGCUUCAGCAUGUGGAGGCAGCCUUGCUCUAAUGGAUGCGGGUGUGCCCAUCUCCUCUGCUGUGGCAGGUGUAGCAGUCGGACUCAUCUCCAAGGCCUCCCCAGAGAAACCUGCUGAGAUCCAAGACUACAGAUUACUAACUGAUAUUCUGGGAAUAGAGGAUUACCUUGGAGACAUGGACUUCAAAUUAGCAGGAACAAACAAGGGCAUCACUGCUUUACAGGCUGACGUGAAGAUCCCAGGUUUGCCUCUGAAGGUGGUCAUGGAGGCUAUCCAACAGGCCACAGUGGCAAAGAGGGAAAUAUUGGCCAUCAUGAGCAAAUGUAUAGCAAAACCCAGAGAGACUAGGAAGGAGAAUGGACCUGUUGUUGAAAAUGUCCGGGUGCCUGUUUCCAAACGAGCACGCUUCGUUGGUCCAGGGGGCUAUAACCUCCGCAGGCUACAAGCUCAAACAGGUGUGACAAUUAGUCAGGUGGACGAGGAGACUUUCUCUGUGUUCGCUCCAACACCAGGAGCCAUGAGCGAAGCCCAAGACUUCAUCACUGACAUCUGCAAAGAUGAUCAAGAAAUGCAGCUGGAGUUUGGUGCCAUCUACACUGCCACCAUCACUGACAUAAGGGACAUUGGUGUGAUGGUGAAACUUUAUCCCAACAUGAGUGCUGUCCUGCUGCACAACUCACAACUCGACCACAAACGGAUCAAACAUCCAAGUGCGUUGGGUUUAGAAGUUGGACAGCAGAUACAGGUCAAAUACUUUGGACGGGACCCAACGGACGGCAGAAUGAGACUUUCAAGGAAGGUGCUCCAGACUCCUGUUGCAGGGGUUGUCAAGACGCUAAGUGAGAAACAGAGCAUCUCCAUGGAUUCAAGCAAAAACAGCCACACGACCAGCACCGAUUUGUGACACACCAACGCAACACUUCUGGCUUUUCCAUCAAAGUGGAUUUAAACUGAUCGUGUCACAAACUGAGCCAGUGCUCUGCAUAAAGAGGUGUACCCUGCUGUUAUGAGUAUGGACGAGAGUGAACUGUGUAGCUCAUCAAAUCCAGUGUCCUGCUGUCAUUGUGCUUCAGUGGAUGUGAACAAACUGAGAUGAACCAUUGGAUAAUAAUGAGCAGGAGACACAUUUCAAAACUUUUUAUUCCCUUUUUAUGGUGUCUUGUUUUCAGAUGUGCCACCUCAGCUAGCAUUGACAGCAUCAAGCAGUAAGAUGGUUUUCUUUCAGUUCUCGUCAACACUGUCAUGUAGUAGCCAACAAACACAGAGCAAUUUAACAAUGGUUAAAUGGUGGUGUGUGACUUCCAUAUUUGGUGUUCACAUGGUGGUGUGUCCUCUAAGCUGCCAGGACAAAGAUAUCAAUAUGUUUUGUUGAAUUGACACUAUAUUUGUCAUAUGUAAAUAAAACAGUCACUGGUUGCUGACAGAAAAAUUGUGACAAAUUGUACUCAUAGAAAAAAAGGUCACUCAAAUCAAAACAGUAUAGAAAAAAAUCAUACCAUAGUCAUACUAAAAGUAAAAUCAGGUUUUAGACUAUAAAACAGAGGUAACAAGAUAUGAGGCGGAAUAAAAAGCAAUGCAAUAGAACUGGAUAAUAAACUUAAACCCAAUGUGGCCCCUUUUAAUGACCAGGCAGUGAUUUAAGUUUUAGAUCCUCUUCGACCAAACCUGGAGCAUGCCUAGCCAUUUCACCACUGUAAUUGUAAGUAAAAAGGCUGUCUUUAUACAUAACUACUGUAAUUCUUGUCGGGCUGGCUUAAAUGUGGAUUUACACAGAAUUUCAAUACAAUAAAUUAAACUGUUAAUGUACACACUUCUGUUUAACUGACGCUGACCCAUGUUGUGAAUUGGAAAUUGUUUCCUGAUGACGACAAAGAACAGAGAGUGAUACUGCUAGGAGCAUUAUCAGUUUUAUAAGAAAUGAGCUGCGAAAGUACGGUACUUUAAACAGCACGAAGUGGGUUUUUUUCUAGGCUGCAGGACCUUUGUAAUGCUCAAUAUCUGUACUAAUAAACUGAGGUGGUGUUUGAAAUAA
This is a messenger RNA of Dicentrarchus labrax (European seabass), 3574 nucleotides long. Its product is annotated as polyribonucleotide nucleotidyltransferase 1, mitochondrial. The transcript has 28 exons. Gene Ontology annotation, cellular component: cytosol; mitochondrion. Gene Ontology annotation, biological process: mitochondrial RNA 3'-end processing; mitochondrial mRNA catabolic process. The coding region runs from base 131 to 2446 and encodes 771 amino acids. Gene Ontology annotation, molecular function: polyribonucleotide nucleotidyltransferase activity; 3'-5'-RNA exonuclease activity; RNA binding. The record is from RefSeq and is a predicted model, not a curated record. NCBI's taxonomy places the organism in Eukaryota, Metazoa, Chordata, Actinopteri, Moronidae.